Molecule: messenger RNA, 459 nt
Organism: Symbiodinium sp. CCMP2592
Lineage: Eukaryota; Dinophyceae; Suessiales; Symbiodiniaceae
Source: the annotation of a GenBank genome assembly
AUGGCCGACUGGCUCCGCCGAGCCACGCACGACCUGGCACUGCGUGGAAACGCGAGUUGGUUCGGCCCCGGCUCGCGUAUUCAGAGCGGAGAGGCCUCGAUGCCAGAAGAUCGGCUUGCAGCCACCGAUGCAUCUGCAGGUGCUCAGUUUGUGGACGAUGCUGCUUCUUCAUGUACUGUCAGCACAUCAUCAUCGACGCAGCGUCGUGCGGAUGCUGCUGCACUGCAACGCCUUGCGCGGUUUUUUGGCGGUGAUGAUCUAAGUUCGCAAAGCUCGGCCGAUUUCAGCCCGUCCCGUGCAUCAUGCCGGCCUUGGUCGGCCUUCCGUGCUGCACGCAUGACGUGGUGUGGCAUUGCAGCGUACCUGAACCGAGCUGCACAGCGCUGCUUGGUGCCUGUCUGCCGAUCCAUUUGCCAUUAUUUGCAGGAUCCACGCCCGCGAUUGGACACCGUCUCCUGA